Molecule: messenger RNA, 2195 nt
Organism: Cuscuta europaea
Lineage: Eukaryota; Viridiplantae; Streptophyta; Magnoliopsida; Solanales; Convolvulaceae
Source: the annotation of a GenBank genome assembly
CUUAAAUAUUGACCAAAAGUGUGACAUGGAGAAAAAAGAAAUGUGUGAGAGGGGCACACAUAAAUUAAUGCCUCCCAUACUUUGUGGUGCAACUGAAGAAGUCUCUUCUUCCCAGUUUCUGUGACAUUUCUUAAUUUAGCUUCCAGUGAAAUAGCCGUUGGAGAUUUGGUGAAAAGAAACUGCGGGAUGACGAGGAGAAGGCUGUUUUCCUGCACAAAGGACGAUUUUCUCCCUGAAGAAUCAUUCAAGAGCUGGGGCAAUUACGUAAAUGCGCUGAGGCAGACUCCGGCCCGGCUGCGAGACCGGGUCCUGUCCCGGUCCAUGGACCAGGCGGAGCUUGACGCCAAGUCCCGAAGCCAGCACGAGAUGAAGAGGACUCUUUCCUGGUGGGACCUCAUCUGGUUCGGCAUGGGUGCUGUCAUCGGAGCCGGGAUAUUCGUCCUCACCGGCAGAGAGGCCAGCCAAGACGCCGGCCCAGCUGUCGUCCUCUCCUACGCCGUCUCCGGCGUCUCCGCCAUGCUUUCCGUCUUUUGUUAUACUGAGUUCGCAGUGGAGAUACCAGUUGCAGGUGGUUCAUUUGCAUAUCUAAGGGUAGAACUUGGCGAGUUUGUGGCCUUUAUUGCUGCUGGAAAUAUCAUACUUGACUCGGUGAUUGGUGGUGCUGCUGUUGCACGCUCAUGGACCUCUUACUUGGCCACUCUCUUUAACCAGCACCUGGAGAAGUUCCUCAUCAAGGUUGACGCUCUAUCCGAUGGCUACAACCGCCUCGACCCGAUCGCCGUAGGAGUUUGUUUUGCCAUAUGUGCCGUUGCCAUUCUCAGCACCAAUGCUUCAUCCCGAAUCAACUAUAUUGCCUCUAUUGUUCACAUUGUAAUCAUCAUCUUCAUCAUCGUUGGCGGGCUCAUGAAAUCUGACCCUGCCAACUACACCCCGUUUGCACCCUACGGCCCCCAUGGUGUCUUCAAGGCUGCAUCUGUCCUGUUCUUUGCCUACCUCGGUUUUGAUGCCGUGUCCACUAUGGCUGAGGAAACUAAGAACCCUGGCAGGGAUAUCCCUAUCGGCUUAGUGGGGUCUAUGGCGAUCACGACCACCAUUUACUGUGUCCUCGCGAUCACUUUAUGUUUGAUGCAACCGUAUACAAGCAUUGAUCCAAACGCUCCAUUUUCGCUUGCGUUCAAGGCUGUUGGUUGGCCGUGGGCUCAAUAUAUCGUUGCUUUCGGAGCUCUGAAGGGAAUGACAUCUGUGUUGAUGGUCGGUGCUGUGGGUAAGGCCCGUUACCUAACCCACAUUUCACGGACACACAUGGUGCCCCCAUGGUUCUCGUAUGUUGACCCGAGGACAGGAACGCCCAUCAACGCAACCAUUGUCAUGACGCUUGCAACCGCCAUAAUAGCCUUCUUCACGAAGCUCGAUAUUCUAGCUGAAGUACUCUCGAUCUCGACCCUCUUCAUCUUCAUGCUAGUCGCAUUGGCACUUCUCGUCCGACGCUACUAUGUUACCGGGGUGACCAAACUCGGGGACCGCAACAAGCUUAUCACUUUCCUUUCGCUCAUCCUCAUGUCUUCAAUCGCCACGGCUUCUUUCUGGGGUGCCACCAAGAGUGGAUGGGUUGCAUACUGCAUCACAACACCAGUAUGGUUACUUUCCACAGCGGGGCUGUGGUGGUUUGUACCCCGAGCCCGCGAACCGAGGCUCUGGGGGGUUCCGAUGGUGCCGUGGCUACCCUCCGCAUCAAUUGCCACGAACAUCUUCCUCCUUGGUUCGAUAGACAAGAACGCUUUUGUAAGGUUUGGGAUAUGGACCGCUAUUCUUUUGGUGUAUUAUUUAUUCUUCGGCCUCCACGCAUCAUAUGACACUGCGAAGGAGCUGGAGAAGAGUAGUGAGGGGGUGAAGGUUGAAGAUGGAAGUAGUGCGACUCAUGUUGAUAAUGCAAAGGCUGGCACUCAUGACCAUAAUGGUGAAGAAAUUAAAGAUCAUGAUGAUCUGAAUGGUGAGUUUGGUAGGCAAUAGUUUUGAGCGAGAAACAUCUGUGUAACUAUUACUCAUCGGAAUUCUGCCUAUAAUUCAUGUGUACGUGCGGCAACAUAUAGUUAUGUUGGUUUGGCAUGGGAGAAGGACUCAUUCUAAUGGUCAGAAUUUAUAAAAAGGAGGUUGUAUAUUUCACUUUUAAGAAAUUGUUCUAAAUGAGAUUAAAA